UUCAAGACGGUCAAGCUACCCGCGCGAGCGUCAGACGGGAGUUCCGACGCCGACGCGAGCCGCGAGGAGUCGGCCAGGUGUUUCCACACCUGGCCGCGGGGUUUGGUGAGCAUGCUCGCGCCCCCCGACCCGGCGGGGACGCUGUCGGGGGUGAUCAUCCUCCCAGGGGGUGCCCACGCGGGUGCCCACGGGGGUGCCCACCGGGGUGCCCACCGGGGUACGUGGACCUGGGACGCCGUCGCCGACGAGGACGACGUGCGAGCGCUCUUCGAGGAUAAGUUCCCGGACGCCUUCAACGGCGCCCCGGUCCCGCCCGAGGCGGUGGCGCAGAUUUUGGCGCAGACACCCCGGCGCGGCGGCGUCACCACGCACUGCUCGCGGCUCGCGAACGCGGACGGGUCGGUGGCGUUGGUGGGCGACGCCGCGCACUCGUGCUGGCCGUCCCUGGGGCAGGGCGCCAACUGCGCCCUGGAGACGGCGCAGUACCUCGCCUACUCGAUCGAAUCGAUGCCGGACGAUCUGCGCGGUGCCGUGCGACGCUUUGACGAGGUGCGCACGCCGCAGGUGCACGCGUGCGGUCGUCUGUCCGAGGCGGGGUUCGGCGGCGUCGCCAGGCGAGCGGGUAACUUUUUGUUCUUCGCCAAGAUCGGGUUGCUGGCUCUGCUGAACAAGGCGAUGCCGUUCUUCUUCGAUAAACCCGCGCUGGCGAACAUAAACGACCCGGCGUGGGCGUACGACGACGUGGAGGACGCGGUGGCGCAGGAGACGCAGGCGCUCGCCGCGUUCGGGGGAGUUUUGCUGGCUGCGUCGAUUGGCGUCGCGGUGUUCGGAUGGGAACGUUUCAUCGGCGCGAGCGUCGGCGCCGUGAAGGCCAUCGCGCUCGGUGAAGGGACGCGGGCGGACGAGGGCGCCGCGCUGGUCGCGUUAGGGUCAGCCGCGGCGAUGACGGGUCUGUUCCGGUGGCUCGCGAAGAGGCGUAGGGAGCGAAGGAAAGGGAACACGUCGCCGGCUGUCUUCGCGUCGCCGAGCGGGGGAGGCGCGGCGGCUGCGGCGUGAGCGAGGCGACGCGUCUUCUCUUGCUCUGCUCAUCGGUAAUACAACAUGAUAUUCGUACGU
Molecule: messenger RNA, 1116 nt
Organism: Micromonas commoda
Lineage: Eukaryota; Viridiplantae; Chlorophyta; Mamiellophyceae; Mamiellales; Mamiellaceae
Exons: 1
Coding region: 112-1056 (314 amino acids)
Biological process (GO): NAD+ metabolic process
Molecular function (GO): kynurenine 3-monooxygenase activity; FAD binding; NAD(P)H oxidase H2O2-forming activity
Source: RefSeq, a predicted model, not a curated record